Bacidia gigantensis is the source of this 654-nucleotide messenger RNA. RefSeq names its product Adenylyl-sulfate kinase (gene MET14). Bases 1 to 654 code for a protein of 217 amino acids. Lineage: Eukaryota; Fungi; Ascomycota; Lecanoromycetes; Lecanorales; Ramalinaceae. The transcript has 3 exons. Gene Ontology annotation, molecular function: adenylylsulfate kinase activity; ATP binding. The record is from RefSeq and is a predicted model, not a curated record. Gene Ontology annotation, biological process: sulfate assimilation.
AUGGCGACCAACAUAACAUACCACCCAUCCACCGUCACCUACCCCGAGCGCACCUCCCUCCGCAAACAAAAAGGUUUCACCCUCUGGUUCACAGGCCUCUCCGCGUCAGGCAAAUCCACCAUCGCCAACGCGCUCGAGCAAACCCUGCUGAAGCGCGGGCUUGCCGCGUACCGGCUCGAUGGCGACAACAUCCGCUUUGGAUUGAACAAGGACCUGGGCUUCUCGGAGAGGGAUCGGAAUGAGAAUAUUCGGCGGAUCGCUGAGGUGGCGCUGCUCUUCGCAGACUCCUGCACAAUAGCAAUAACGUCCUUCAUAUCGCCCUACCGCUCCGAUCGCGACGCCGCGCGCGCUUUACACGCCUCCCCACCCUCGCAUCCGACGCAGUCGCUUCCGUUUCUUGAGAUCUAUGUGCAUGUGCCGAUUGAGGUUGCGGAGGCGAGGGAUCCGAAGGGGCUUUAUAAGAAGGCGAGGACGGGCGAGAUUAAGGAGUUCACGGGUGUAAGUGCGCCGUAUGAGGAGCCUGUGGAUGCGGAGGUUGUGGUGAGGAGUGGGGAGGAGAGUGUGGAGGAGGCUGUGGGGAGGAUUGUGGGGGUGCUGGAGGAGAGGGGGUUGCUGAGUUUUGAGGGGGAGGAGGGGAAGGAGGGCGGGACGUGA